AUGUGCACCGAACCGCCUCGAGACGAACGUCGUCGCGACCCGCCCAGCCGCCGCGCGCCGCCGCACUUCGCGCCCCGCGCUCGUCCGACGACCGCGCACCAUGCUCGCGCGCGGCGCCACCGUUUCGCUCGCCUCGAGGUGCGCGCGCGCGUUCGUCUCGCGCGCCCCGUCGCCGCCGCGCGCGCGCGUUCGGUCGCGCGACGUCCAUAUCCACUCGCGACGCGUCGACGCGCGCGCUCGACCGCAGACUCACCGCGCGCGCGUUUUUCGCCGCGCAGAUCGACGCCGCGCGCGUCGCACGCCCGCGCGACGCGCGUCGGACGCGCGCGCGUCGUCGCCGAGGCGUCGCGGACGAUCGAUUUCAUCAAGUACCAGGGCCUCGGGAACGACUUUAUAUUAAUCGACAACCGCGACAGCGCGACUGUGAAGAUGUCGAGCGAAGCCGCGGCGAAGAUGUGCGAUCGUAACUUUGGAAUCGGUGGUGAUGGGGUGAUAUUCGCCAUGCCGCCGAACGACGCGUCGGAGGAUUACUCGAUGCGGAUGUUUAACAGCGACGGUAGCGAACCGGAGAUGUGCGGAAACGGAAUUCGAUGCCUGGCGCGUUUCGUGAGCGAUUUAGACGCCAUGCCGCCGAAAAAGUACAAGGUUGGAACGCUGGCGGGGUUGAUUCAACCGGAGAUGCGGGCGGAUGGACAGGUGGCGGUGGAUAUGGGGAUGCCGAUUUUUGAGCCGAGCGAAGUCCCGACGACGCUCGCGGCGACCCAAGACGGUAAGGUUGUGCGCGCGGAGAUGGACGUGGACGGUGAGAAGUGGUUAGUGAACGCGGUGUCUAUGGGUAACCCGCACUGCAUCACGUUCGGUCGCGCCGGUGGCGAGGCUGACGGUCCGGGUCUUAAGUUGGACGAAUUCCCGUUGAGCGUCGUCGGCCCCAAGUUUGAGUCGCAUCCGUGCUUCCCGGCGCGAACGAACACCGAGUUCACCCAAGUCGUCAACAGAAACUACGUCAAGAUGCACGUGUGGGAACGCGGCGCCGGCGCCACGCUCGCGUGCGGCACCGGUGCCUGCGCGACCGUCGUCGCCGGCGUCCUCGAGGGCCGCGUCGAUCGACGGUGCACCGUCGAGCUCCCGGGAGGCCCGCUCGAGAUCGAAUGGCGCGAGAGCGACGGCAGAAUCAUCAUGACCGGUCCCGCCGAGCCCGUGUUCGCCGGUAAAUAUUUCUUAUGA
This is a messenger RNA of Ostreococcus lucimarinus CCE9901, 1224 nucleotides long. RefSeq lists its product with no specific name. Gene Ontology annotation, cellular component: cytoplasm; cytosol. Gene Ontology annotation, molecular function: diaminopimelate epimerase activity. NCBI's taxonomy places the organism in Eukaryota, Viridiplantae, Chlorophyta, Mamiellophyceae, Mamiellales, Bathycoccaceae. The coding region runs from base 1 to 1224 and encodes 407 amino acids. The transcript has a single exon. The record is from RefSeq and is a predicted model, not a curated record.